GCAUAAAGCAAAAACCAUUUCAAAAAGGAAAGGAUUGUAAAAUAAUUGUGGUGAUAAUAAUGGGCAAGCUCUUAUUGGUAAUGUUAGUUGGUCUUGUCAUGGCUUUCCAAAGCUCGGGAACUCUUGAUUAUGGCCAUGCACUAAACAAGUCCAUCUUGUUCUUUGAAGGCCAACGAUCCGGAAAACUCCCGGCUACACAACGUGUCAAUUGGCGAGCUGAUUCUGCCCUCACCGACGGUUCACCGGAUAACGUAAAUUUGAUUGGAGGGUACUAUGAUGCAGGUGACAACGUAAAAUUUGUGUGGCCAAUGUCAUUCACUACAACCUUAUUGAGUUGGGCCGCUAUUGAAUACCAAAAAGAGAUUUCUUCUGUACACCAACUCGGUUAUCUCCGGUCUUCUAUUAAAUGGGGAGCCAAUUUUAUCAUCCGGGCUCAUACUUCUCCCACCACACUAUAUACACAGGUAGGAGAUGGGAACGCAGAUCAUGCUUGUUGGGAGAGGCCAGAAGAUAUGGACACACCCAGAACUCUAUACAAGAUAUCGUCCUCUUCCCCCGGAUCUGAAGUCGCCGCUGAAGCCGCAGCAGCUCUUGCCUCCACCUCACUUGUUUUCAAAUCGUUCGACUCUAAAUAUUCAUCCAAGCUUCUAAGCCAUGCAAAAUCCCUAUUUGAAUUUGCUGAUCAGCACAGAGGUUCAUAUCAAGCAUCUUGCCCUUUCUACUGCUCACACUCAGGCUACAAUGACGAGUUAUUAUGGGCUGCGGCUUGGCUAUACAAAGCAACAGGAGAAAAUAAAUACCUAAGUUAUGUCAUAAGCAAUCAAGGUUGGAGCCAAGCCGUGAAUGAAUUCAGCUGGGACAAUAAAUUCGCCGGAGCACAGGCUCUACUCGCAUCAGAGUUCUACAACGGGAAGAAUGAGUUGGGAAAAUUUAAGAACGAUGUUGAGUCAUUCGUCUGUGCAUUGAUGCCAGGAAGUAGCUCUCAAAAAAUUAAACCAACUCCUGGUGGCCUUUUGUUUACUAGAGAUGGUAGUAAUUUACAAUAUGCAACAACGGCUGCAACAGUUCUGUUCCAUUACUCAAAAACUCUAACUCGAGCCCGGGUCAGUUCAAUCCAGUGUGGUUCAACCAAGUUCACAGUAUCACAAAUUCAUGAUUUCGCCAAAUCACAGGUUGAUUACAUUCUUGGAAAUAAUCCAAAGAAAAUGUCUUACAUGGUGGGAUUUGGGAACAAGUGCCCAACACAGCCUCAUCAUAGAGCCUCAUCUUUACCGUCAAUCAAAUCUAAGCCGGACAAAAUUGACUGCAAGGGAGGAUAUUCAUACUACAAUAUUGAUCAACCAAACCCGAAUAUGCAUACCGGCGCAAUUGUUGGCGGACCGGACUCGUCAGAUCACUAUAGCGAUAAAAAGACAGAUUACUCCCAUGCAGAGCCCACAACUUACAUCAACGCCGCCUUUAUUGGGCCCGUUGCAGCUCUGAUUUGCCAGAAGUCUAACUAGAGCACCGGGAACAAUUCUACCAGACAAACUCACUCUUUAGAUGUGCACAAACCAAAUAAAAUAAGAAUAUCACAACAACUAUUAGACAACAAAUUUUAAUAUUUAAUCAGGGGAUGUAUCAUUUGCUUCAAAAAUAUAUGGACAAACACAUAUAUCAUUGUAUAUAGCUUAAAUAUCUGAUUUCAAAUGUAUAUGGAUAUUAU
Messenger RNA from Raphanus sativus (radish), 1705 nucleotides. Its product is annotated as endoglucanase 20-like. The transcript is spliced from 8 exons. Bases 60 to 1502 code for a protein of 480 amino acids. Gene Ontology annotation, biological process: carbohydrate metabolic process. NCBI's taxonomy places the organism in Eukaryota, Viridiplantae, Streptophyta, Magnoliopsida, Brassicales, Brassicaceae. Gene Ontology annotation, molecular function: hydrolase activity, hydrolyzing O-glycosyl compounds. The record is from RefSeq and is a predicted model, not a curated record.